This is a messenger RNA of Aspergillus aculeatus ATCC 16872, 1854 nucleotides long. RefSeq names its product putative DNA-directed RNA polymerase III RPC4. Bases 1 to 1854 code for a protein of 617 amino acids. The record is from RefSeq and is a predicted model, not a curated record. Gene Ontology annotation, biological process: transcription by RNA polymerase III. The transcript has a single exon. Lineage: Eukaryota; Fungi; Ascomycota; Eurotiomycetes; Eurotiales; Aspergillaceae. Gene Ontology annotation, cellular component: RNA polymerase III complex. Gene Ontology annotation, molecular function: DNA binding.
AUGCCACCCAAAGCUCCUCCCCGCCGCGGAGGAGCAGCAGCAGCAGCAGCAGCAGCAGGAACCCGCCGCACGACCGCCGCCGCCUCCGCCUCCGCCGCUGAACCCAACAAUGCUCCCACCACCGAAUCUACGACUACGACUGCUGCUGCUGCCGGCCCCAAACCCCCGGUCCAGCGCCUCCAAACCCUGAAAAAACGCACCCCACCGUCGGGCAGCAUCGCGCGGCCGUCGCCGACUCCCGCCCCCGGCCCGCCCGGGAGCAAUGAACCCGCCAAACCGACCCUGAAGUACAAACCGCGGGCGGUGAACCGACGCAGCAAGGAGGAGCGUGAGGCGAUCGAGAAGCUCGAGGCCCAGCGGAACCGCGAGCGGUUGAAGGAGGCCGCUGCCAUUCAGCGGGGGCGCGGUGGUGGACAGCAUGGCGGAGGGAGAGGCGGGCGCGGGGGCAUGCGCGGUGGGAUGAUGGGGCCCGGGGGAGGGCCGUUGGGGCCUGGGAUGGGUGGAGCGCGACGCGGGCGCGGUGGAGCGCUGGGUGGUGGGUUUGAUUCCCGGUCCCGGAGUCGGAGUGUGAUGGAUCUUGGAGCGACGCAGGUUGGGGAGGGUGGGGACGGGUAUGUGAGUUCGGAUGAGAGUGAUGGUGAGGUCCGGGUGAGUAUUGAUCGGAUUAAUUUGGGGAGUGAUGAUGAUGAUGAAGUGGACAAUAAGGAUCGGAAGGUGAAGCUGGAGGGUCGCGGGGGGAUUGGGGUCGGGGGGUUGAGGCCCCUCCGGUUGGAGAGGCAUGAGCAUGAGGAGCGCGUGGUUAGUGUUAAUAUGGAGUCUAGUACGACGGGGGCUGCGGAGGCGAAGAAGAAGGAGGCCGAGGCGGAGAAGGCGGAGAAGAAAAAGAAGAAGAAGGCGGAGGAUGAUGAUGCUUUGUUUGUCGCGCAGGAUGAUGAUGGGGGGGAGGAUGUUGAGGAGAAUGUGGAUGAGGAGGAUCAGAUCGUCAAGGAGGAGCCUACGGAUGAGGAGGAUCAGGUCAUGACUGAUGUGCCGCGUGCGGAUGAGGGCGCUACGAACGUCGAUGACGGCUUGCUCCCCGUGCAGAAGGUCAAGGUGCGCCGGAAGUUGAGCCCGUCUAAGUCGGUCUCGGAGUCCGCCGUCCCCAGCCCGGAGCCGGAGGUGGUCAUCGAUCCGAAGAGUUUGCUACGCACCAAGGAGGAUAUCGAGGAGUACGAGCGGCAUGAGCAGGAUCUGGAGAUCGUGAAGACCCUCUUCCAGAAGGAGCCCCGACCUGAAGCUCCGGAGGCGCUGGCGGGUGCCGCGGAGGGUGCCGCGGAAGGAGAGGACAAGGAGAAGGAGAAGGACAAAGAAGGCGACGAGGAGGAGCCCAAGGAAGAGGAGGAGGACAAGCUGGCUGGACAGCUGUUCCUCAUGCAAUUCCCUCCUUUGACUCCCAACCUGGUGCUGCCUGGUACCGAGACUACGGACUCACACCCCACCACCACUACCGAGACCCCAGCCACCGAACAGCCGGUCAAGCGCGAAGACGAGAUGGAGAUCGUUGAUGGUGACGAGAAUGCGACGGCCGCGCAGGGCUCCGCCAAGGUCGUCACUGCUGCGGAUCCCGGCCUAUUGGCUGGCCGAGUCGGCAAGUUGAACGUUCACGCAUCGGGUCGGGUGACGAUGGACUGGGGUGGUAUCAGCUUCGAGUUGGAUCGCGCGACGGCAGUGGACUUUUCCCAGGAAGCCCUGAUCGUCUCCACGCCGCCGAACGCGGGCGACGAGGAGUUCCCGGAUGAUGAGAAGAAGGUCUGGGCGAUGGGCCAGCUCAGCGGCAAGUUCACGGUGACGCCGGACUGGCAGAAGAUGCUAUGA